AUGAAACGCAAAACUUCUCUCUCGUCACUUCUCAGCACAGUGACAAUUUUGUCUUCUGUCCAGCUCGCGUUGGGAGGGACAACCCUGGGGCGAACGCCUCAAAUGGGCUGGAACUCAUGGAACGCGUUCAAAGCAACAGUCAAUUAUACGGUCGUCCAGGAAGUCAUUGAGUCGUUCGAUUCACUUGGACUCAAGAAGGCGGGGUAUGAUUAUGUGCUCCUUGAUGACGGAUGGUCAAGCUUCAAUCGCACCGCCGACGGAUAUCUUCAGGCCAACGCAACUUCUUUCCCCUCGGGAAUCGAGGCACUAGCCAAGGAAGUGCAUGCUAAAGGCCUGAAGCUAGGUUUAUACGGCGACAGUGGUCACUAUACAUGUGCGUGGAGACCAGGAAGCUGGGGAUAUGAAGAGAGAGAUGCCCAAACCUUUGCCAGUUGGGGCGUGGACUACCUCAAGUACGAUAAUUGUGGAGGAUUCCAGUCAAUGACGGAGGCUCCCCAAGUUCGAUUUGGAGCAAUGAAGAACGCCCUCGCACUUUCAGGUCGAGACAUUUUCUAUUCGGUGUGCGAAUGGGGUUAUCAAUUCCCAUGGCAUUGGGGAGGAGAUAUUGGUCACUCCUAUCGGAUCUCGGGCGACAUUACGACAAGCUUUGCAAAUGAAACUGCGUGCCAGUGCAAGACUGCCUACUGUCUCAAUACUGGAUAUGCCGGUUGCUCUGUACUGACUAUUAUUAACAAAAUGAAAGAGAUCAGCCAGUAUCAGACCCAAGGCCAUUGGUUAGAUAUGGACAUGCUCGAAGUCGGAAACGCCAAUUUUACGCUUCACCAGCAACAGACCCACUUUGCAUUCUGGGCAGCGCUAAAGUCACCCUUGAUUAUCGGGGCUGAUCUCAGCAAACUAUCCAACGACAGCUUGGCGGUCCUCACCAAUAAAGCAGUCAUUGCCCUCAAUCAGGAUGCGCUAGCAGAGCCAGUGAUCUAUCGACAAGCGUUCAGCGAGGAAGGUCUGUUCCAGGUAUGGACUGGGAAGGUGGAGGGUGGGUAUGUUGUUCUUCUACUGAAUGAGAAGAGUUAUUCACAACAUAUCUCUCUUGCAUUUUCAAAUCUGGGCCUUGGGACUCCUAAGAAAGUCGUUGAGCUCUGGUCUGGCCAGAAUUUGCGAGAUUCUAUUAAGUUCAAUGAAACUUUGGAGUCUUAUCAAACUCUGGUAUUCAAAGUGCAGACUUAG
This is a messenger RNA of Penicillium daleae, 1224 nucleotides long. RefSeq names its product glycoside hydrolase family 27 protein. The coding region runs from base 1 to 1224 and encodes 407 amino acids. The record is from RefSeq and is a predicted model, not a curated record. Gene Ontology annotation, biological process: carbohydrate metabolic process. The transcript is spliced from 2 exons. NCBI's taxonomy places the organism in Eukaryota, Fungi, Ascomycota, Eurotiomycetes, Eurotiales, Aspergillaceae. Gene Ontology annotation, molecular function: hydrolase activity, hydrolyzing O-glycosyl compounds.